Molecule: messenger RNA, 873 nt
Organism: Nezara viridula (southern green stink bug)
Lineage: Eukaryota; Metazoa; Arthropoda; Insecta; Hemiptera; Pentatomidae
Source: the annotation of a GenBank genome assembly
AUGAAUUGCCAUUUUUUCAUUGCAGGUAAAUGGUGGGGCUGCCGACAGACUCAACCAAUAGUUACCACCCAUGGAUUGUACGAUAAUGCCGGUUCAUUCGAUACUUUGUUGCCUCUAUUGAACAUUAAAAGUGUUCUGUGCUUGGAUUUACCUGGUCAUGGACUCAGUUCACAUUUCCCUAAAGGAUUAUCUGUACAAUUCCAUCAAUACUUGUUUACUCUGCGGUAUAUAUUUACCCAAUACUUUAAGUGGGAUAAAGUUAGUCUAAUGGGCCAUUCUUUUGGCAGCAGUGUGGUUUUUACCUAUGCUGGUAUUUACCCAGAACACAUUGAACGCAUGGUCAAUCUUGAUUGUUUUCGCAUUUGGACAGCUGGUGAUGUGAGUAAAUUUGUGGAAGAUUAUCGUGUUUCAACAGAAGAUUGUAACUAUGAUCUUGAAAAUGAGAAUGAUGGUCAAGGAUUUUCAUGGGAAGAAACUGUUUCGAAAUUAUUCGAAGGUCGGAGGCAAACUGGUUUGCCCAUUUCACGAAAGAGCUGCGAGAUUAUUGCCCAAAGAGGUGCAGUAAAAAUCGCUGAAAAUAAAUAUAGGUUCACUCAUGACAAGAGAUUGAAGUUUCGCACUGUCGGUAGAUGUACUGAUAAAAUGCUUUCUGAACUUGCUGAGAGGAUUUCAUUUGAUGUUUUGAACAUAGUUGCAAAAAAUGGAAUUACCAUUCAUUUUAGUAAGUCCGAUUUAAAUUUAUGGAGGGACCACUUGAAAAAAAUUGAUAAAGGUGGAAAUCUCAUAAAUGUCACAGUUGAUGGUGGUCAUCAUGUGCAUCUUGAAAAUCCUGAAGUUGUGGCCCCUUUAAUAAAUGAUUUCUUUAAAAGGUGA